Ascoidea rubescens DSM 1968 is the source of this 1995-nucleotide messenger RNA. RefSeq lists its product as uncharacterized. NCBI's taxonomy places the organism in Eukaryota, Fungi, Ascomycota, Saccharomycetes, Ascoideales, Ascoideaceae. Bases 101 to 1915 code for a protein of 604 amino acids. The record is from RefSeq and is a predicted model, not a curated record. The transcript has a single exon.
GACGCCACUUUUGUUUUUUUGCUUUAAACUUUCUCAUUCCUCCAAACAGUUGUGUUUAUAAUGAAAGACGACUCUCAAGCAGCAUCUACUGAAGAACAACAUGGACAAGAGCUUUGUACUAGAUAUAUUGGACAGAACUCUUUCCAACUCUGAUAUAUUGUCAGAAGACAGCAAAUGGGACGAAUUAUCAGACGAUCAAGGCAAAGACAAAGCUUAUAUCAUCCAGUUGGUGAACGAGAAAUCAAUAGCACAGCGAUUGAAUAGCCAAUUGUAUCUGAGAUUCGUCAGUGAUAACAUAGGCAAUGCCUUCAAAAGCUCUCUUAUAGUCUUCAGGUUCUUGACCAAUUGCUUUGAUGGCAAUAGUGCCAGAGGAGGACUCAAUUUAGCUAAUGACGAUGUUAAAACCGAAUACAACUUGAUCCAUAUCAAUUUCAUAAAUUUGAUCAAUUUCGUGAUAUCAAUUAAGCCUGUGUACUUGUUUAUUUUCAAGGAUGAGCUAGCUGAUGAUGGCAAUAACAUUGGUGCUAUUAACACCACCUUUGAGAUUGUGUUUGAUAAAAAUGGAGAGCUUUUGGACAGUUCCAAAAUCAAGAAUUUGGAACGAAUUCAGAUAAAUAUCUCUUUUUUGUUGAUUUUGACCAAUUUGCUUUCAAUCAAGUUAUUUAAAUUAAGAUACAUGGGUGGCUAUAAGCACAAUGAUAAUAACAAUACAACUGAAAAUGAGACUGAUAAUGAAGAUCUUGUUAAUCCAGAGCUAGAAGAUUACAUGAACGAUAAGCUAUUGCCAAUUUUAUCACUUAUUAUCUUGAAGUUUGGCUCGUUCUUUCUUCCAGAUGAUGACUUUAACACUCAUAAUAUAAAUCAGCAAAAUGAUGUAAAACCUUUUGAAAAGAAAAAAUCAAAGAUUAAAGAUGAGCCUCCACCAAUAGUGGCACCACAAACGACAAAAACAACGAAUCAAUCCUUUGAGUUAUUUAUGCAAAAGAAUCGAAUUUUCAUUUAUUUUUUUCAUUUAGUUAUAUUACUUUAUCAAAAGAGUUCUCUGGGUUUUAGUCUAUUGAAAAUCAGCUACUUGUUCAAACUUGUUGCAAAUCGUUAUAAUAUAACAAAUACAAUAAUAAACAAUAAUAACAACCUUUCUAAUAGCGAUUUAUAUACUGAUAUCCCCAUUAAUAAUGCAUUUGAAUAUAUUAGAAAAAAUCAUCUCAAGGAAAAAAAUUCUGAAAAGAAUACUUCAAGGAAUAAUACCAAAAUCAUAAUAUCAUAUCUAAGAAAAAUAUAUAAUGUAACUACAAUAAUAGAGACUCUAAAAGUUUUUUCAAUUUCAAUCCAAGCAUUUUACUUGGAUUACUUGAAAGAAAAAAAUUACUAUGAUCAAUUAUUUACCAAUUGCAACAAAGAGCCGAAUUUAACAACUUCAACUAAAAACCAGGAUCAAAAUCCAAUUAAAAAAACUAUAGCGAAAAAUCAAAAGUUGGACGAAAAAAUAGCAAAGCUAAAUCAAAAUGUUGAAGAAUUGGAAAAGUUAAUCAUAGAAAAAAAAACAAGAAUAAAAGAUGCUAAAAAACAAAAAUAUUCCUUGGUUAAAAAAAAUAAACUAUUGGAUGAUCAGAUUAUAGAGGAAAGGGAAAAGGGCAAAAUUGAGAUGAACAAGAUAGUCGAAGAACAUGAAAUUCAAAAUAAAGUAUUGUUUAGUAAAGUUUUUAAAGAAGCUUAUGACUCUACUAUCAAUGAAUUAACAAUUGAUUACAAAGAAGAAAAGUCUUCUAAGUUUAUAGAAAAUCAACAACAAAUUGAUGAAAUUAAUCAAAACCAUUUAACAAAAUUGAAUGAAAUGACAGAUGAGUUUAAAAAGAAGGAAAAAGCAUUGAUUGCAAAUAUUAAACAGUGGAAAUAUUUUGUUGAAAAUGACUAAAUUGUUAAGAAUUUGAAAUAGCAUAUAAAAAAACCCACACCAAGAACAGUUUGGAGGAAAUUAUUUUUUUUAAAUUUAGU